Messenger RNA from Glarea lozoyensis ATCC 20868, 1698 nucleotides. RefSeq lists its product as uncharacterized. The transcript has a single exon. The record is from RefSeq and is a predicted model, not a curated record. Bases 1 to 1698 code for a protein of 565 amino acids. Lineage: Eukaryota; Fungi; Ascomycota; Leotiomycetes; Helotiales; Helotiaceae.
AUGCACAUGUCGACAAGUGCCUGUUUGCUAUGUGGAAACAUAGCGCGGCGUUCCUCUCGAGGAAUCCAAUUCAGAACAAACGAAAACGCUCGCCGAUGGAUUUCAUUCUUACCUAAAUCGGAACCUUUUGACCUACCUCGAGUAGUUGUUGAUCUCGAUGCCUUCGAGAGUCCGCAUGUUCGGCCAUACCAAGAGAGGCCAAAGAGAGACCGCUUGGGUGUUGUGAGGAGGAAAAAGGGUCCUUUGACUCAGUCUAGGCAAGCUCUUCGCCAGAGGUUUCUCAUGGAUUCCGAUGUCACCACUCUCCGCGUCCUUCAUUAUGCUUUACUAGGCGAUCCACCUCCUUCAACCAAUGCCGGUUACUAUCGAGAGUUUCUGAACGCAAAUACUCGAAGUCUAAAAGACACUCCGCAAGAGAAGAUGAAGCAAUUGAUCUACAAACUGUCCACGGAUCCAGUGCAGAGUCUCGCGAAGGUGGGAUAUACAGAGGAGAACAAGGAGAAGAUCACGAAUGAGUUAUAUUCGUGCGAAAACCUUCCUAGGUUGACCAGUAUGGCAAUCAUGCUAUCGAGUACUAAGGAGGGUUGUCGAUUUCUUCUUCGGCACGAUAGUGGAUUGUUUCGUGGAAUAAAGAUGGCCCUCAAACACUCCCGUGGUACUCCAAGUUAUACGAUGCAAUUGCACGCGGCUCUUCAGCUUCUGAACAAUCUGCUCAGGAAUAUACAGUCAAGAAAACUACCAUCUGGGUUUAGAUUACCGAGUCUAGCACUCCGCUGCGCGGCACAACUACGUAUCUUGCCUGCAGUAAAGAGAUACCUGGGCUAUUAUAGAGUAAGAGAAUACCAGGGGCCGAAUUACCCUUUCCUUGAUGCGCUGCAAUCCUUGCAAAGAGCAUAUAUAAACAACGAGGAACUCAACAUCAUGCCGUGGAAAGACCAAUCAUGGCAUCAAAAAGAGCUGUUGAAGUUGAUAACUGGGUGGUCCUUAGGUGAUAGACCGCAGCCCGGCACUCCUCGAGGCAUGUCGUUUGCUCUGGUGAUUCAACCAGGAGCGCAAAACUACACUCACUAUAUCAUGGGGUUGGGAGAGAUGGGACUCGCCGACGCCAUCUGGCUGGAGUGGCAGAGUGUUAACAAAGCGAGAAAAACUGAGAGCGUAUCUUUCGAUGAACAAGUCUUUGCGAUGGCAUUACUUCUUGCCAAGCGACCCGAUCUCGCGAUACGGGUGCCACCGAAAAUAUCAAAACGCGACAUCUCCAUUCAACGAGAGACUUGGGAAACAGAUCUAGAAACCCGUAUUCGAGAUGUCAUCUUGGAGCAAUACAAAUUCCACAACCUGUUGCCUACCGAUGCUCUCAUGAAGAAAGUUGAGAAAGCGGUUAAUCGAUUAGGAUACAAACUUCGCAGCAACCCAGCCGAAGCGCUUGGGGAGGUGGAAGAUGUACUUGCUGUUGAUUUCGGGGUAUCAGUAGGAGGGAGACCUGUGAUAGAUUGGAAAGAGCUUACAGAUGGAUCUGAUGGGGUUGAGCCGAAGAUGGGAUUGGUUGCCACCCAGAACUCUACGGGAGAGAUUGUAUAUCAAAAGAUGGAAGGGACGCGUGCUCAUGGUGGAGUUGGGCCUAAAGAAGUGACACGGUCUUCUUUGCCCGCGAUACAGUCGGGGAGGAAACUACGACUCUCUACGCCUUCUGUUUGGUAG